Argiope bruennichi is the source of this 664-nucleotide messenger RNA. RefSeq names its product cuticle protein 14-like. Gene Ontology annotation, cellular component: chitin-based extracellular matrix. The transcript has 3 exons. The coding region runs from base 149 to 643 and encodes 164 amino acids. Gene Ontology annotation, molecular function: structural constituent of chitin-based larval cuticle. NCBI's taxonomy places the organism in Eukaryota, Metazoa, Arthropoda, Arachnida, Araneae, Araneidae. The record is from RefSeq and is a predicted model, not a curated record.
AUAAACAAAAUUUCCCGUUUUCGCCUGUUUUAGCAUAAAUUCUUGAUCAAUUCCAGGAGUAAAAAAAUGGGAUUUCGUGAGUAUAAAAUCAGAGCCGAUUGCUGCAAUCGGCACUCGGAUUAUCUCAGGCAAUCCAGCAACUUACAACAUGAAGGUCCUCAUCCUGUUCGCUUUGAUCGCCGCCUCUCAGGCCGCUGUCCUUCUGGGAACUGGAGCUAGUACUCAGUACAGAACCCAAGAUAACCUUGGAAACUAUGCCUUCGGAUACGAUGAAGGUCAUGCAACUGGAGCUACUUUCCGUAAAGAAGCCGGUUCCAAUGGAGUAGUUGCUGGAUCCUAUGGAUUAGCUGUUGCUGAUGGACGACAGAGAGUUGUCAACUACGUAGCUGAUGCUGCUGGUUUCCGUGCUGACAUCAAGACCAAUGAGCCUGGAGUCGAACCUAAAGACCCAGCCAACACUGCCAUCAACAAGGCUGCCGUCAUUGCUGCUCCAGCUGUAGCUUAUGCCACUCCAGCUUUCGCCGCACCUUUGGCUUAUGCCGUCCCAGCAUCUACUGUCCAUGUUGCAGCUGGUUCUCCUUUGGGAGGUUACAGUUACAGCACUCAUGUUGGACACCAUGGUCUUGGACAUUUUCUCUGGUAAACGUAAACAUCAACCAAAUGG